AUGCAAACAGGAUCAUGGAUGUGGAGAAAAUUGCUCAAGCUCAGGGAGGUUGCUAAGAGUUUCUACAGGAAGAAAAUUGGUAAUGGGCGUCACACUUCAUUUUGGUUUGAUAAAUGGUCAGAGAGAGGAGUUCUGGUUGACUUACUGGGAGCUAGAGGCUUUAUCGAUAUAGGUAUUAGAAAAGAAGCUACUGUUGAAGAAGCAAUCCUCUGUUUCCGUAGGAGAAGAAGGCAUCGUGUGGAGAUUCUGAAUGAGAUUGAAGAGGAGUUGGCAAGGUUGAAAGACAAGUUGUGUGUCGAAGUUGAAGAUGUUAGCCAGUGGAAAAGGGCGUCGGGCUUUAAACAAGUUUUCUCGACUUGUGAGACUUGGAGACUGAUUAGAGAAGAGAAGGAUACAUGCGACUGGGCUAGUUGUAUUUGGUUCUCGCAAGCUACCCCGAAGUACGCAUUUAUGGCUUGGUUGGCUAACCUGAACAGACUGUCUACUAUGGAUAGGAUUGCUCGGUGGAGUCAAGGAGUGGAUACUACUUGUGUGCUUUGCAAGAACUCACCGGAAGACAGGAAUCAUCUGUUCUUUGAGUGUGCUUAUUCAUCUCAAGUUUGGGAAAGUCUCAACAGAGGAAUCAUGGGAACUUCUUUCACAAACUCUUGGUCUUGGUCUGAUAUAGUGCAACUAAUUGUUGGAAGAUCAAUGGAAAAGAAGCUGUUCUUUUGUCUCAGGUACACUUUUCAGAGUGCAAUUCAUGCACUGUGGCGUGAGAGAAAUAGAAUCAGGCAUGGAGAAAAAAUGCUGCCAUUGAUAAUUUUGAAGAAAAUGUUGGAUAAGGGAGUGAGAAACAAGUUGAGUCAGUUGAGAUCAAGGGGAGUGAAGGGAAUGGAGGAUACAUUACAAGUAUGGUUUGGCACAAGAGGGUGA
Molecule: messenger RNA, 915 nt
Organism: Brassica napus (rape)
Lineage: Eukaryota; Viridiplantae; Streptophyta; Magnoliopsida; Brassicales; Brassicaceae
Exons: 1
Coding region: 1-915 (304 amino acids)
Source: RefSeq, a predicted model, not a curated record